AUGAAGUUCUCUAGAAAAACAUCACUAUUAAGUGCACUAACCGUGCUUACUUCAUUAUCUACCACAGUUAAUGCCGAUUGUACUUUAUCCUCAGAUGGUAAUUAUUACUGUGCUCAAACUGAAGCUGUCAUUUAUUCCAAUGUCGGUUUCUCUGGCUCUUACCUAGAUGUUACAAACAUGGAUGAAUCUUCAUGUGCUUGUACUCAAGGUAGUUCCACUACUUUCUCUGGUUCUUUAGCUCCAUUAGAUGAAGAAGUUUCUAUCCAUUUCAGAGGUCCAUUGAAUUUGAAACAAUUUGGUGUUUACUACCCAUCCUCUGGUUCCUCUUUAAAGAAAAGAGACACUGAAGAACCUUGUGAAGAAGUUGUUUCCACUAAGGUUCAACAUAAACAUAGAAGAGAUGUAGCUGUCGAAUACGUCGAAGUUACUUCUACUGUCUGGGUUGACUCUAACGGUAACCCAGUUACUGGCUCUGCUACCGCAUCUGCCACUUCUUACACUCAAGUUAGUACCAUUGUUAGUAAAGCUGGUACUACUACAACCGGUGGUGCAGCUACUACUACUGCCUCUACUGCUUCAUCAGCUUCUACUUCUGUUGGCUCAGUCUCUUCCGGUGAUUGGGUUAGAGGUUCUUACUUCACUCCAGGUUCCACUACUAACUGUACCUUCAUGAACCACAUGGGUGGUUCUGCCGGCUCCGGUGUUUGGUCCUCUUGUUUCGGUAACUCCAUCUCUUAUGCUGCAGCUGAUGGUGUCUCCGGUGCUUCUUCUGCUUACGCUCUAGAUGAUAUUACUUUGAAAUCCGGUGAAGAAUAUAUGAUUUUCUCCGGUGAAGAAUGUUCUGGUGAUGAUUGUGGUUACUACCGUGAAAAUAUUCCAGCUUAUCACGGUUUCUCUGGUAAGGAUAAGAUUUUUGUCUUUGAAUUCCAAAUGCCUUCUGAUACUGAUGGUUCCGCUUACAACCAAGAUAUGCCAGCUAUUUGGUUACUAAAUGCUAAGAUUCCAAGAACUUUACAAUAUGGUAACGCCGAUUGUUCAUGUUGGGAAUCUGGUUGUGGUGAAAUGGAUUUAUUCGAAAUCUUAUCUGCUGGUUCCGAUAAAUUGAUCUCUCAUGUCCACGACGGUCAAGGUGGUGGUUCUCAAGAUUACUUCCAAAGACCUGUUUCUUCUACUUUGAAGGCUGCUGUUAUCUUCCACGGUGAAGACCAAACUAUUCACGUCGUUGAAGUCGAUGAUGAUUUCGGUUCUACUUUGAGUUCAUCCACUGUUACUGGCUGGUUAAACCAAGCUGGUUCUGCUGCUGCUCUACCAUAA
This is a messenger RNA of Maudiozyma saulgeensis, 1314 nucleotides long. The record is from the annotation of a GenBank genome assembly. NCBI's taxonomy places the organism in Eukaryota, Fungi, Ascomycota, Saccharomycetes, Saccharomycetales, Saccharomycetaceae.